GAAACUCUGAGGAGAUUUGUCAGCUACCGUUGCUGCCAGUCAUCGUAGCAAUCAGUAGAAAUCUUUUCAAUUUGUAGACAGUUUGAUGUGGAUAGUGUGAUCAAAAUAUUAAUUAACAAAUAUGGGAGCCGUGCGUGUUAUUAACGACGAUAAUCAUUUUCUCGGAGAGAUGAGCAGCGCUGGAACGAAACUUGUAGUCGUUGAUUUUACCGCGACUUGGUGUGGUCCCUGUCGGAGAAUAGCGCCGAUUUUCGAACAGCUUUCAACGAAGUAUCCAAACGCUGUGUUCCUGAAGGUUGAUGUGGACAAAUGUGCUGAGACUGCUGCGGGACAGGGUGUCAGUGCAAUGCCAACAUUUAUUUUCUAUCGCAAUCGAACGAAACUGGGUUCAUGCCAAGGAGCGGAUCCUACUGGUCUUGAGAAUAAAAUCCAGCAGUACUAUGGUUCGGGUGACAUAGAAGAAUCGGAGGGGCCCAUAGCAGGACAUAUGGAUUUGUCCACAUUUAUUAUGAAGGGCCAGUGCGAAUGCUUGAAUGAAUCAGACGAGCAUCCCUUUAUGCAAUGCCUCUCAUCGGAUAGUGGUUACUUGGAGAGCGACUGUGACGAACAAUUGAUAAUAUCGAUCACGUUUAAGCAGGCCGUUAAAGUUCAUUCGUUGAAAAUAAAAGCACCAGUGGAUCAGGGGCCAAAGAACUUGAAGCUAUUCAUAAAUCAGCCGAGAACAGUUGACUUUGAUAUGGCCGAUUCGUAUACCAGUGUCCAAGACGUCGCGGUAAAUGCGGGGGAUCUUGAAGAAGGGAAUCCAGUUCCUCUACGCUACGUGAAAUUUCAAAAUGUGCAGAAUCUUCAAAUAUUUGUCAAAGACAAUCAAAGCGGUGGCGAAACGACGCGAAUUGAUCACCUGGCGAUUAUUGGCUCGCCGAUUUCUACGACCAAUAUGGGGGAGUUCAGAAGGGUUGCUGGGAAAAAGGGAGAAAGUCAUUAACACGCAGUUUAUCGCUGAUUUCUGACCAUCGCUAGAUCCUACGUUGUCCUCUUAUAAUCAUAGUGAAAUCAUCAUCAGCCGCGUCGAGCGAAUAGAUUGUCUCCAAUUUCACGUGAACCAGGUAGGCAACUCAUGUUCGUACCGACCAUCUUUGUCAUGCAAUAAAGAUCUAAAAGAAUCAUCGGCGUUCUACGUACUAUGUAUUGAUUGAACUUUUUAUAAAACAAUAUAAGAUUUCUAAACAAUA
This is a messenger RNA of Athalia rosae (coleseed sawfly), 1232 nucleotides long. It is a transcript of the gene Txl, whose product is annotated as thioredoxin-like protein 1. NCBI's taxonomy places the organism in Eukaryota, Metazoa, Arthropoda, Insecta, Hymenoptera, Athaliidae. The record is from RefSeq and is a predicted model, not a curated record. Bases 122 to 985 code for a protein of 287 amino acids. The transcript is spliced from 4 exons.